Lactuca virosa is the source of this 1654-nucleotide messenger RNA. NCBI's taxonomy places the organism in Eukaryota, Viridiplantae, Streptophyta, Magnoliopsida, Asterales, Asteraceae. The record is from the annotation of a GenBank genome assembly.
CGACAAUGUUUCAAAACACAAAAAUAUGAAGAGAAUUUCAAUUAAAAUGAGCAAUUGAAGUUAUGGUUUCAGACUAUCAGUGUCGUUAAUCUUCGCCGAGCAAAAGCACGAAUAAGCGUUUCAGUGUCAUUUCGACAUUUGGAUGGUUCGUUUCCUGGGUCUCGUUACUCGGUUCCUAGGGCUUCCUGCUCAUCAAUAUCAGGGAAAGUCCUGGAUUUCUUAUGGUCUUAACUUGGCUUUGGCUAGAAAAGGUGUAAUUGUGAAUGACAAAGUUUUUAAAAACUUGACAAUUUCUGAACUACAAAGAAGAGGUGCAACUAUUCAAGAUUCCUUAUCUGGAAUUCCUGUGUAUAUUAGGGGGAAUCUUUUUGUACAAAAAUCAGAAAUUACCAAAGCACAAUUCAGUAAACUACUGAAACAGGUGACUACCCACAUAUCAUCUGUCUCAGAUAUUUUUGUUCAUGAUGGUGCUAUUGGUUCAACUUCAACUUCAACUUUAACUUCAAUUUCAAUUUCAACCCUACAAAUUGAUGCAAAAGUUCGGGUGAUUAGUGAUAACCCUACAGCUACAUGUGUAUUUCAUAAUAUCCUCUUUCAAACCCCUACACGUGCAGUUUCCCAUGAUUCUUGCCCUCUUACUGUAUAUGUUGCCUCAUCCAUAAGCUUGAAUGUUUUGGAUGCCCUUGGUCUUGGAGGUGAAGUAAAAGAUGGGCUUAUUGCUGCUGAUGCUGACCUGUCAUAUUUAGUUUUAUGUGGUAAAGCUUUUUGUGAUGCAAAUGGUAUUAAAAAAGCACUUUCCGCAUUAUCUGAACCAAUUAUAAUAUCUAGAGGAGGCCUUCUUCUACAUCCUAGAAUCCUGCUCUCUUGUGAUCGUGUAUUUCUUAUGUUCCUUUCAGAAGACACAAUUAAAAGAAGCUUAAAACAUAUGGUUACAGAUCAUGGAGGGGUAAUAAUGUCUUCUGCUCAUAAUGCUUCAACAUUAUUCCCAUCUGCAAAUCCAGAAAAUCAGUUUCUAUCAAAAUUUCCAGCUUCAAUGAUUCUUUCAUCAUCCGAUAGUUCAGGUGUUAUUCCUACUAUCUCAAAACUCUCUCAUGGUCAAGCAGCUUAUCAUUUUCUAGCAGGAUAUAAAAAUGGGACAUUUAAUCCUGCAUAUGGGAUGACUUCAUAUUUUUGUGAUCCAUUACAGAUUGCAAAAUCUCUUUUCUCAAAGUUGGUAGAUAACCGAAUUCCUUCAUUCCUGAUUAAUGUAAAUCAAGGAGAGAAACAAAUAUCUGGCAUGGAUUUUGUGAAUUUGGUAGAAUCAACUCAACACAAGAAUAUUCCAAAAUUUGAAUGUAAAGGUGGAGACCUUCGACGUAGAUAUAACAAUUUUUUAUCCAACAAGUUUGGAAAAUUACCUCAACAUUUUUCUUUUUAAGAUUAUAUAUUCCAUAAUCCUUUAUAUUUUUAUUAUUCUUUUUUCUUUUAUUCCAUCAUGUACACCAAACGAGUAGUGGAAUAUGGAAGAGUCAUGGAGCUUGACUUUUUGGCAUUGAAAUUAAUGCUGACUGAUUAGAUUGGCUGUAUUUUUUUAAUUUGGGUCAACGAUUUUGACUUGUUUUAGAAGGAAUGGGGCCCACACCCAACUGUAUUAUGCAUAACUCGGUAUGCGUAC